AUGAAACCAGCAUUCUUCUACUAUUACUUUCCUUUACAUCUUUCAAAGCGUUUCAAUUGGGGGUUUCCAUUGAAGCAAUUCUGCGAUCAUCUCAGAUAUGGCAUAGACUAUUCUUCAAUGUGCUUCGCUAUUUUUGAACAAAACUCACCUUGCGCAAUCUUUCAAUUUUACAAUUCUUAUCCUCCUAACCAGCAACCGCCGGAGUUAACUCGUCUAAUGAUGCUAUCAAGUCCAGAGAAUCAAUUGGAUGUAGGAACCAUUGACUGUGCUGCCUUUGUCUCAAUUGAUUCACAACGGUUCAGAUACGUUUUAAACCUGUUUAGAAACAUUGAGAAAGUUGAUGUUGCUAUCAUGCCUUCAAAAGUGAUAUUCAGAAGUCCAGGAAGAACUAUGUUUCUUUACACAGAGGAUAAACAAUGCAUAAUUGGUGGCAUUGGAGCUGGGANGGUGUGA
This is a messenger RNA of Cucurbita pepo subsp. pepo (vegetable marrow), 453 nucleotides long. Lineage: Eukaryota; Viridiplantae; Streptophyta; Magnoliopsida; Cucurbitales; Cucurbitaceae. The record is from RefSeq and is a predicted model, not a curated record.